Drosophila willistoni is the source of this 1145-nucleotide messenger RNA. RefSeq names its product protein atonal. The transcript has a single exon. The record is from RefSeq and is a predicted model, not a curated record. NCBI's taxonomy places the organism in Eukaryota, Metazoa, Arthropoda, Insecta, Diptera, Drosophilidae. The coding region runs from base 1 to 996 and encodes 331 amino acids. Gene Ontology annotation, molecular function: protein dimerization activity.
AUGUCGUCGUCCAGUGAAAUUUAUCGCUAUUACUACAAAACCUCUGAGGACCUGCAAGGCUUUAAGGGUGCUUCGACUGAAGCGUAUUUCAAUCCCAUGGCUGCCUACAAUCCCGGUGUUAGCCACUAUCAGUUCAAUUGCAAUUCGCUGGCCAGCUCAAGUAAUUAUUUAUCGGCCAAUGGUUUCAUUAGCUUCGAGCAGGCCAGCUCCGAUGGCUGGAUUACUUCGUCACCGGCCAGUCAUCGAUCGGAGAGUCCUGAGUAUGUGGAUCUCAAUACAAUCUACAACAACGGUUGCCAAUUGGAGCAGCAAUAUGGUUUGACAAUGCCAGUGGCCAGCCAACCAACACCAGUAACAGCAGCAGCACCAGCACCACCGCAACCACCACCACCAGUCGAGUUGAUGGGUUCGCCAAAUGUGGGAACAUGUAAAACCAUUCACUCAUCUCCGACAGCGCCAGCACAAGCAUCGGGAGUCCCGGUAACAAAACCCAAGCGAACUUACACUAAGAGAAAUCAAGCCACUGCCGCCAAUACCUCCAAUACUUCCUCCAACACCUCGUCCAACUCCAACUCUAAUGUCUCUGUCAAUUUGUAUGCCGAUGAGUUCCAGAAUUUCGAUUUUGACAACACGGCCCUCUUCGAUGAUAGCGUGGAUGACGAUGAUGAGGAUGAGGACAUGAUGCUCUUUGGCAGUGGCGGCGAAGACUUCGAUCUGGCCGAUGGCAAUGACAGCGAAGACGGAGCCGCCAAUGGAGCCGCAGGAGCUGGAGCUGGCAAGAAGCGUCGCAGUAAGCAAAUCUCGCCAGUGGUUAAGCGAAAGCGCCGUCUUGCCGCCAACGCCCGAGAACGUCGUCGUAUGCAGAAUCUGAACCAGGCUUUCGAUCGUCUCCGUCAAUAUUUGCCCUGCCUGGGCAACGAUCGCCAAUUGUCCAAGCAUGAGACACUCCAAAUGGCCCAGACCUAUAUAUCCGCACUGGGCGACCUGCUGCGAUAAAGCUAAAGUCGACAAAUUUCUUUGUCCAAAUUUGCCAAAUGUUGUACCUUGAUCCCCUCCACUUCAAUUCCACCGCCCCUUCUCUAAUGUGUGUAUAUAGUUACAAUUACCGUCUAAGUAUUAUGAUGUUUUAGUUAAUUUAGCUUAAA